AAAGGGAGGAAAGCCUAGGCACUAAGUGCAGAGGUGUGGCCCUCGUGACAGGUACAUGGGGAGGAGCUGAGCUACCUGUGCAGAGCAGGCAGUCAGGACACAUUGAACACAGUACACCUGUUGAACUUCCCAGGCAGUCUCUCUCUUUCAACCCACCUGAUCUCUUUCACUGACCCGAGGAAAGGGGGACCUGACAGGCUCACCAUGGAUCCCAGGGAGGCCGGUGGGGGUCAGAAGGACAAGGAAAGACCAAUAAAAAGAAGAAACCGGCCUGUGUUCCUGCGGUACCUGGAGAGGAGAAAGACGGACACUAUAGUGGCCGAUGACAUGGCCAACAGUGACAUCAACCUGGGGACGCUGGUGAGGAGGAGUCAGUCUGACAAGACGGAGUACAGCGCUAAACUUAAAGAGAAACUGAUGCCACAUGACCUGUCAGCUCUCCCCUCUCCGGUGCUGGACGUGGAGGAGAUUCGGUCCAGGAAGAUGAGCCGCAGGGCGAAAGUGAUAAAAGAACUCGUGCAAACCGAAAAGGACUACCUCACCGACUUGGAACUGUGCAUCAGAGAAGUCGUCCAGCCUCUGCGAGUGUUGCAGGUUGUUGACGUAGACCGACUUUUCACCAACAUGGAGACGGUGUGUGAGGUGUCUGCAGCUCUCCUUCACAGAAUGCACGCGGCCUUGUCUGACCCGGAUCCAGAAGCAGUCGUCAUAGGGGAUGUGUUUAUCCAGGCAAAGGCAGCUUUAGAAGAUGUAUAUAAGAUUUAUUGUUACCACCAUGACGAUGCCAACAUGUCAUUGAAGGCCUAUGAGAAGGAGGAGCAGAUAAAGCAGCAUUUUACUACAUGUAUCUUAGCACUGAAAAAAAUCUAUGACCAAGAAGGAAAACCCAAUUUGUUGGACAUGGGCUCCCUGCUGAUCAAACCAGUCCAGAGGAUCAUGAAGUACCCGUUGCUUCUAGGGGAACUUUGGCAGGCCACCCCUGAAGACCACUUUGACUAUCUGCCCCUGCAGGAGGCGCUCACCGCUGCGAAGAUCAUAAACGUUAACAUCAAUGAGUUCAGGAGACGGAAAGACAUAGUUAUGAAGUACAAGAGGUUAGAAAAUGAUGAAGGCACGCUGAGGGGCAAGCUAAACAAGAUUAACAUCCACUCCCUCCGGAAGAAAGGAGACAGGUUUGCGGGAUAUCUAAAGAUUCUCACUGGAGUCGAACCACAGGUGAGAGAUGAAGUGUUUGACAAGGAAGAGAAACUGUUCAGGAGUCUGGAGAAAGCUGUGAGGCAACUGGCCAAGAAUGUUAACUGCUAUGUGCAGCACACUCAGGAGAUGGUGCCUGUUGCCGUUCAGAACGUGAAGGACAUGGAAAACAUGAUUACGGAUCCAGGCAUAGCAGACACAAAUGGCUCAUCACACAAGAAUGGCAAAGAUCCUUAUAAGUACUUUAAAGAGCGAAUGGAGGAGUUGGUUCUGCUGCCCCUCACCUCUCUGCAGGGCAUGUUCACGGCCCCGCAGAAGCUCAUCCAGAAGCGCUACGACAAGCUGCUGGACUACUGCUGCCGCCUGGAGCGCUCCUCCUCUUUUUCAUCCUCCUCCUCCACCUCCACCUUGUCCCACACCUCCUCACCAGCAUCAGACGCGCCUCCUGGUCCUGCCAAGAGAGACUAUGAAGCCAUCAAUGCUUUGCUGGUGGACGAGUUGCAGAGGUUCAACAUGGCGGCUUAUACUAUCCUGACAAACUGCGUGCUGUGUCUGGUGGCCCUGCUAAGAGGACUGAUGGGUUGCGCUUUGGUUGGAGCUCCGGCUGUUCACCAGCUGCCUCCUCCACUGUCAAACAUGGCUGAGGUGCAGAACAGCAUCAUGGAUGAGCUGAACAAUCUGACAUUUGUGAAGGAUAAUGCUCAGAAGUUAAUGGAGAGAAAAGUCAGCUUUGAGAGGCAACGAGACAAAAAGACAGUGGUGCAGGAGGUGCAGCAUCAAACAGAGGAACAGCGCGCCUGGCUGCUGGCGGAGUACCCGCCCAACCGCCUCUACCAGCUGAAGAGGAAAUGCAAUGGCUGUCAGGAGCAGGACCUCAGCCUGCUGGAGGGAGAGCUGGUGGCCUUGUUGGAGGAUACAGACCCUUUAGGCAGCAGCAGCCGUUGGCUGGUGCACAACGGAGGUGACAAAGGCUACGUCUACUCCACGUUCCUGAAGCAGUACAACCCUCUGAGGGACUCCCAGCGGGCGAACCAGAAGGCCAAAGAGCAGCAGCUGCAGCCGCCUGUCAUCACAGAUGAGGACUUUGACGACCUCAGCCUGUUUGUGUCACCCAGCAGCAGCGGCAGCAUGCGUAGCGUCAGCCUGAACACCACAGACAGCAGCUCAACCCUCUCAGGUCUGCAGGGAGAGCUGGAGAACGCCGAAGAACAGGAAGAGUCGGUGGAUGGUGACACCCAACAGUAUUAUGCCGUCUAUGCAUUUCAAGCACGCUGUGAACAGGAGCUGACCCUGCAGGAGUACCAGCACGUCCGCAUACUCCAGUUCUGUGACCUGGGCGGAAACAAGCAGUGGUGGUUGGCUGAGGCCAAUGGACAGAAGGGAUACGUCCCUGCUAACUACCUUGGCAGAAUGUCAUAUGCAUGAAUGUCAUAUGCAUGAAUGUAGAAUGUAAAAAUGACAAAAAGAAAGCAAUAUUAA
Poecilia reticulata (guppy) is the source of this 2673-nucleotide messenger RNA. It is a transcript of the gene arhgef38, whose product is annotated as Rho guanine nucleotide exchange factor (GEF) 38. Lineage: Eukaryota; Metazoa; Chordata; Actinopteri; Cyprinodontiformes; Poeciliidae. Gene Ontology annotation, cellular component: cytoplasm. The record is from RefSeq and is a predicted model, not a curated record. Gene Ontology annotation, biological process: intracellular signal transduction. Gene Ontology annotation, molecular function: protein binding; guanyl-nucleotide exchange factor activity.